Molecule: messenger RNA, 2794 nt
Organism: Paramormyrops kingsleyae
Lineage: Eukaryota; Metazoa; Chordata; Actinopteri; Osteoglossiformes; Mormyridae
Source: RefSeq, a predicted model, not a curated record
UUCUAGAAUGAUCUAGGUUCAGUAUUCAGGUUUCUAGCCUACAGUGAGACACUUUUGCUAAUUAUUUGCUUUUCAUUAUCUGUCUUAACUGAGAAACUUCCUAUCUAUAAAUGAAUAUAAUCUUUUUUCUAAUAUUCCACUGCAGUUAGGCAAUAUGUCGGAAGUUAAUAAUUUCACCUCCUCUCACAGACUUUUAGGCCUCAUUUCAUCAGAGGAGAAAUCAAAGUUUGUCGGUUAAUUUUGUUCACCUACCAUAAAGAGUGCUAUGUCUAAGUUUGUCUAAGGCAAAUCUGCUAUUCACUGAAUUCGUGAGAUGUUUUCAUCUGCAAUUUAAUGUUUGUCUUAUUAUUCAAGAAAAUUUAAUUUACAAGGGGUCCUCGGGUUACAACGUUUCGACAUACGAUGUUUUGAAUUUUUAAAAAUUGAGUUGUGAGUGUUCUUAGGUGCAGGUGAGUGCAGCCAUUUCCUGAUUUUUCUUAUCCUCUUUACUAAAUGACAUUUCUCUCUCUUAGUUUCUCUCUCCUGCUCUCUUUCUCUAUAAAAAUCACAUUUUCUUUACUGCUACUUUUAAGCCAAAUUGUUUUUGAAAGAAACAGAAGAUAUAUACCCUCUGAGGAAAGUGCUUCCUAUAUUUGAAUAUUCAUAAGAGCAUGUGACUUUACGUAUUUCCUGUAAGGAAGAACAAGUCGAAGCUUCUCGAUCAAUUCAUCUGGAUUCAUCUGGAUCUUCCUGGAUUGUCUAUGUGACUACGAAAACUAGUCAGAAAGUCUUUCAACGCCUGAGACGAUAACAACACAAUGGCCUUCAAUCAGAAUUUCCACAGGAAGUCUCAACAUCGAGGCCGUCUGAUGAAGAAAAUUAAAAAAAAGAAGAAAGAAGAAAGAUCUCAGUAUGCUGAGGACCCAAGUGGCUGGACAAGGCCAAAGGGACUCCCAUGUAACACCAGGCUGCAGCAGAUGGAUGGCCAUUUCCGGAGGGUGGGACUGGACCGUGUGUCUGCCUGGGGGGUCACAAGCCAGGAUCCCGAGAAGUUUCGCCCUGUGCUUCAAAAUCAAGUCCGACUGAUGGAGAAAAGGAAAAAGAAGAUCAAAGUAAUGGACUUCAUUGAGAAGAGGAUGAAAUCAUAUGACGUUUAUCCUCAGGGUCUUUCGAAAUAUACAGGCUUCUUGCUGUUUGAUUCUUAUAGGCUAAGAAAUGUACAUUCCAUUAAGGAUUUUACUAUCGAAGAAAUUUUACAGCAGGAGGUUUUUACCUUUGAAGACAUGAAGCUUGUUGCUUAUGUCUGUCUUAUGGGUAAUUGGAAAUACGAGAAGGAUUUUGCUUUACUGCCAUUGGAUAUGCGCAAACAAUGUGCUAAGAUACUUCCUUCUGCUAUUUUAAGUAAAUAUGGACCUCCCUCCAAGAUGGGAGGAAUCUACAGUAUUUGUCAUCCUGAUAGGGGGGGUGUUGAUCCAAAUUCUAUUUUUGAAGAAAGAAAGUCUCUCGUUAUAUUUCCCAAUGAUUUUCAGUUGAUGAAUCGAGAAUUGAGGUAUAUACCAUGUUUGUUUACUAGGCCUUUGGGUUCCAUAAUCUUUGAGGAAAAUUGCCGGUUCAAAAACAGAGCAUCGUACUCUGCUGGCGUCCUUCGUUAUGAAUCUCAUGGAAAUAUAACCAGGGUGACUGAAUAUAACGUUUCCACAUUAUUAGAGUAUUUGUACAAAGAGAGGAUUGAAAUGAAACGUGAAAGAAAAUAUACAGUCUCCGUCACUAAAGAUGAUUGGCAAGGCUUUCUGCACCAUGCUGCAGUUUGUUAUAUUUAUGUUAAGGACCACUCGACAGCUACAGGCUUCUUGCUGUCUGAUCGUUAUAUCCUAACAAAUGCACAUGUCAUUAAGGAUAUUAGUAACAAAGGAAUUUUAGAGCGGGAGGUUUCUGUCAUGUUUACCUUUGAAGACAUGAAGGGUGGAACAUACUUCCUCCGUGUAAACGUAAAACCAGAAAUUCCUGCUCACCGGUUUGAAGGUAAUUGGCGACGCGGCCUGGAUUUUGCUUUACUAGAGCUGGAUCUGCAGGAGCAUGAGAUUCAGAUACUACCUCCUGCUAUUCUAAGUACAUAUGGACCUCCCUCAAAGACGGGAGGGAUCUACAUUAUUGGACACCCUGGUGGAGGGGGAAAAACGAGUGAGUUAUGUUACAUUACUGAAGAUCCCAUGUAUUUAGAGGAUAGAAUAUUCAGGUAUAAAACAAAUUUCACAGAAGGGUCCUCGGGCUCCCUAAUCUUUGGGGAUCAUUUUCAGUUACUAGGCAUGCACACUGGUGGCGACAAAUUAAGUGACGGAAGCGCAACUGGGUUCGGCAUUCCCAUGAAGAUUAUAUUAGACAAUUUGCUCCUGCAGUUGACAGAAAAAAUAAACAUGAACCUCUGUCAAAAUCUAUCCAUGAAGCAACGAUCGGUAAAACAUUCGGCCAUGACAACAAUGGUAUCCGCCAUCAAUAUUGCAAUGAUAUGUUAUGAAUUCCAAAAGCUGUAUAUCAGUCCUUGUGGUAUAGGGCAAACAUCCCAAGAAACAAGAUCUCAUGGAGGAUGACACAAUGAUGAAAAUUAACUAAUUGACUGUGGGAAACCAGAAACCACUAACUAGAAUUAUUGUCAUGUGCCUAGGCCAUUUCGAUAGUAAUGUGGACAGUAACUUCGAUAAAUUUCGAUAGUAACGUCCUUAAUGACAUGUGCACCUGUUUCAGGACCACCAUGAUUGUUCUGGUAACUGUCUUUCCCAACUGCAUUUCUUAAGAUUGAGUUUCUCGGUGUUUGUUG